AUCCUUGUGUUUUCCGGCCAUUAUAGUUGAGAUUUAUUGUUUGUUGGUUCAACUGACGCAAAGCUUGAAAAUUGCUUUGGACAAUGGCUUAUCAUCUUUGAGUUUCACUAUCUAAAGGCAAUGUGUUGUUAUUCUAGAUGAGAUUUGCUAUUGUAAAUAUCAUUGGCAGAGUGGUAGAGAUAUACAGAGGGAUAUUGGUGGGCGGAUGGUUAGGCUCAUUGACUUUGUCCUAGAAGAUGCAAGUGAGAAUCAACUACACUGUACAGUUUGGGAUGCUCAUGUGGAUCAGCUGCUCCCUUAUUUCAAUUCUACCUCAAUUGAGCCAGUCGUUCUAUUGUUGCAGUUAUGCAGACCCAGGUUUCUAGACAAUAAGGAACUGUCAGAGUUGGUUGGUAUAUCAGCAGAAAAUCUACUUAACAAGUAUGGGGUGCUCAUAAGCAAUGGGGCUGAAUAUGAUGUACCUAGCUACUACAGUUCUAUAUUGAUCAGAUGGAAGAGAUCGCCCAUACUCUUGCAAGGGCGGUUGGCUCUCAAUCUGGCCCUCAAAUUUGGGACAUUGCCCCUUCAUCUUUUCUUAAUAAGAUCAAGACAUAGCUAGCUGCUGUAAAACCUGGAAACCAAAUGAACACUGUAGAUUGUUUUAGCUGAGAUUUCCAUGUAAAAACGGAUGAAAGAAGAAAACUACCUACCCUUCUUUCA
Ipomoea triloba (trilobed morning glory) is the source of this 699-nucleotide messenger RNA. RefSeq lists its product as uncharacterized. NCBI's taxonomy places the organism in Eukaryota, Viridiplantae, Streptophyta, Magnoliopsida, Solanales, Convolvulaceae. The transcript is spliced from 5 exons. The record is from RefSeq and is a predicted model, not a curated record. The coding region runs from base 206 to 598 and encodes 130 amino acids.